AUGUCUUCUGGAUCGUCUGAUUACGGUGAGGAGGAUCAGCCAACGUCUUCCACUGCUGGUGAAGGCAUCGAGAGUGAUUGGAUGUCGUUGUUUUCGAAGAAGACCCAGCAUCGCCCCAAAGCCACAUUAUAUGGGGAAAGAUCUCCAGAAACGGGAUCGGUGGGCCGCCGGCAAUGUCAUUACUGCAAUGCUUUCUCCGAGAACACUUCAAGUUUCGCCGGUCGUCGAAGUCUUCAAUUUGUCGAUAGCAAACUGGGGACUCAUUAUGCAAAAAAUUAUCCAACCGAUAUCGUUCGGAUUUAUAUUUGCCGAGAACACAUUUACGGUGAAAAAACGAUUGUACCUGAAAAAGUCGAUAUUCCGCCAAUCAAGAAACCAAUUGUGUCGACGUUGAAUUCCGAGAAAGCAAGAUUUCUUCGAUGCGAACAACAGGCAAAGGCUCCUGUGGUUGAAAGCCGAAAAACAGUUUGCGAUUAUUGUGGAGAUCUGGGAGUCGAUGUGUGCAUCUAUUCAUCAAAACAGAGCCAAGAAACGAUCGAUCAAAAGUUGGGAACGAAUUUUGCACAAAAUCACGCUCAAAAGCCAAGGAUCUACAUUUGCAGAAGGCAUUUCCUCGCAACCAGCAAGGCAACUAAGCUUUUCAACAGCAAGCCAAAUGUGUCCCAAUACUUAUCAAAGCCAACACUCUCAAGUCUGAAGCCGGAUCCUGGUUUGUCACAAGGUUCAAGCUCGACUCAGGAAAAAGCUCAACUUGUCUCAUUGACAAUGAAUGGAGAGAAGCUCAACUACACCGUUGCGACACGGCUGAACAAGAAGAUCUUCACGAUUCUGGAGCCACAUGUCGAUCAGAAGCCUCUAGAUCCAAUCAAACUUCUCGAUUUACCCUCACUCACUCCAGAAGAAAACGAGAAAUUCAUUCAUCUACGAAAUGGAACAAAUUCGAAAUCGUUCAAGCUCUACGACAAGCUCAGUCUUUUCUUGAAAAAGAUGGUUCAAUAUCGUCUCUUGGCUGACAAACAGGAUUGCCCCAAAUGUUUUGAGCAAAUGUCGUUAGUGAGAAACUCUGCCGAUAACUUUUUCUGGAAAUGCCCAAGUGAAUGCCAAAUGUUAUCUGUGACAGCCGGAUCGUUUUUCGAGAAAGAUGUUCUAAAUAUUCGCUUGAUGAUGCAAUUGAUGGCAUUUUGGUGUUUGAAUCCAGGCCUACCUCGUGAUGCUCUCGCAAUGCAAUUUGCCGUAACGCCGAACAAAAUAUUGGCACUAGAAAAAUACAUAGCGAGUGUCACCAAGCAAUGGUGUAACAAGAAUCCGGAUCUUGUUCGAGAAGUGGUCAAUGGACGAAUGCCGGUUAAAGAAGAAGAUAAAGAAGAAGAUAAAGAAGAAGAAUCUGAACUGUUCAAGACAGCAAAAAGGGUUAAGUUAGAAGAGCCAGACGAGCCGACAAGUGAGACAUUUGAUGUAACGACACUUUUUGGAAAUGCUUCAAAAGAUCUAAAAGAAAAGACUGUUUCGGUCAAGAAAGAAGCCGAAGAAUCUACUGUGGCUGCUAAAAAUGCGAAACCCGUCGAUCUAAUUGCGUUUUACAAGGAGAACAAAGAGCGGAUACAAUCUCUUUACCAAGUAAAGGAUCCUUUUCCAGAAGUCUUCCUUCAUGACUACAUUUUCCGAGAAUACUUUGGUCAUCAAAAUCUAAUGAAUCGUAUUCUUUACGAGAUCACGCAAAUUUGGGUGCUUGGGGACAGAAAUGAAGUCUCCGACGAUGUGAAGCCUUCUCCAUCAACACUUGCCAACGUCUUGAUGAAUCAAGGGGAGCCACAAAGCUGUCCCGAAUGCAAUCGAAUGUUCGCAAACACUCGCGUUCUCAAAAGACACCGAGAAGAUGUGCAUAGGAUUUAUCGAAAAAUCUGUGGCAAAUUUAUUAGAUGUGAAGAAUGUAAUGAAGAGUUCUAUUUGAAAUCACAAUUGAACGAUCAUAUGAGAGAGGCACAUCAGAGUACAACGACAAAUGGUUUCGAGAUAAAGAAGGCACAUGUGGUGGCUUGCCCAAUCUACAGUUGUCCAUAUGUUGGUGCCUCACGGGAAACCCUUGCUCUCCACGCAUUUAACGCCCAUCGAGAUGAAAUGAAAGAGCUGUCCAAGAAAUCAACUUUACUAUGCACAAAGAAUUUUGCAACACGUAAAGAAUUGGAGAAAUUCUACGAAAGCGACGAGAUGAAGUAUUUGGCGUUCAUGAAGAAAGAUGCCAAAAAUAUUGGCAAAGGAGUCCGAACUGGGCAUUGUGUUGGUGAAUAUGAGCAAAUUGAGGGACGGAAGAUCACGACUUUCCGAGGAUAUUGCACAUUCUUCUUAAAGGAAUCAACACGGGCCGAUGGUUCCAUCAAAAUCAGCUACUGCACUUCACAUCUAGGCCAUCCAAUCAAAGAA
Mesorhabditis belari is the source of this 2421-nucleotide messenger RNA. Lineage: Eukaryota; Metazoa; Nematoda; Chromadorea; Rhabditida; Rhabditidae. The record is from the annotation of a GenBank genome assembly.